AUGCCUCCAGGAAAGGGUAGCCGUGUUGCCGAAGAAUAUCUACGUCAAAAGGCCGCCAAGCUCGAAGAGCGAAUGCGCUCACUCGAAGACGCUCUUGCAAUCCUGCAGGUCAAUACUUCCACUCAGCCACACCCAUUGCUGACCAAAAUAUGGACAACUGAAGAGGCUGAUAGCGGGAGCAGUGUCGACGCCACAUCUACGUCGGCACAUAGUCUGAUAAAUACCCUAGGCUCCUUGCACCUUGAUGGCAAUCCACAAACCGAUGCUGCUUGUUUCUUCGGACCUUCCGGAGGUUCUGAGCACAUCAUUGGCCAUCUCAUCCCGUUGAUAUACCGAACGGAGCUACAUUCAUUGGAGCCGCCACCUUAUGGUUCACACGACCUGGCCUUGCUAUUCAGUACACUAGCGCUCGGAGCUUUGGUUGAUCCCACCCUUCCCCCGUAUAAUGCCAAAGCUCAUCACUAUCAAAGAGUGGCGCGCGCUGCCUUGUGUUUGCAAUCUGUAUUCACGGAGCAGUCUAUGGCUACAAUUAAGUCAUUGCAUCUUAUGAGUAUGUACUACGGCAUGAGUGGCAUCGAGAGCAACACAGAGCUUUGUUACUCCUGUCUCAACCUUGCUAGUCAAGCCGCACUCCAGAUUGGGUUCCAUAAGGAUCCUUCACGAUGGGGUUUUAAGGGGAGAGAAGCCUAUGAACACCGUUCAUAUUUCUGGGCUCUCAAUCUCAAUCUCUCUGGCAAAGCCUGA
Suillus fuscotomentosus is the source of this 744-nucleotide messenger RNA. RefSeq lists its product as uncharacterized. The record is from RefSeq and is a predicted model, not a curated record. The transcript is spliced from 5 exons. Gene Ontology annotation, biological process: DNA-templated transcription. Gene Ontology annotation, molecular function: DNA binding; zinc ion binding. NCBI's taxonomy places the organism in Eukaryota, Fungi, Basidiomycota, Agaricomycetes, Boletales, Suillaceae. Bases 1 to 744 code for a protein of 247 amino acids.